Fusarium falciforme is the source of this 1545-nucleotide messenger RNA. RefSeq lists its product as hypothetical. NCBI's taxonomy places the organism in Eukaryota, Fungi, Ascomycota, Sordariomycetes, Hypocreales, Nectriaceae. Gene Ontology annotation, cellular component: membrane. The coding region runs from base 1 to 1545 and encodes 514 amino acids. The transcript has a single exon. The record is from RefSeq and is a predicted model, not a curated record. Gene Ontology annotation, biological process: transmembrane transport. Gene Ontology annotation, molecular function: transmembrane transporter activity.
AUGACCGAAAAACCGAAACACAUCCCGGAUUACGCGUCCUCGCACGCUCCGGGCAAAAUAGUCAGCACCGACAUCCACGAUGAACACCUCGCCAAGCGCUAUAGUCCCCUGUCCGUUAUUGCCUUCGCCUUUACAACAACCAACUCUUGGGCCGCCUUUGGAUCUGGCCUCGCUGUGCCACUUGCAUGCGGCGGCGGACCAGGGAUCAUAUAUGGGCUUAUCGUUGGUGGUAUAAUCAUGGCUACCAUCAACAUCGGCUUCGCAGAGUUGGCGUCUGCCUUUCCUUCGGCCGGUGGCCAAUACCAUAUCGUGUAUAUGGUCUUCCCUCCCUCGACGCGUCGUGUUGCCGCCUUCUUUACGGGAUGGAUCUCCAUCAUCUAUAUUAUGGCCGCGCUGGCGUCUUGUAACUUUUUCGUGGCGAGCUCGAUCCUUGACUUAGUUGCGCUGUGGCAUCCGACGUACGCGAUUGAAGCGUGGCAUACGUACUUGAUGCAUAUUCUGCUUUGCAUCAUUGCUUUUGGUGCUACUUCACGGUUCCCUGCUGUUAUCGGCCGUGUCGGCAUUACUGUCUUCUGGCUGUCUCUAGCUGGAUUUAUCGCGUCCAUGGUCACGCUCUUGUCCGUCAGCGAUGGGAAGCAAUCAGGCACUUUCGUCUUUGAGGAAUAUAAGAACGUCAGCGGGUGGUCAGACGGUUGGGCCAUGAUUAUUGGUAUCACCGCCUGCCUCUGGGCUUAUAGUGGAGUUGAUGGACCAACUCAUUUGGCUGAAGAAGUUCCAAACCCAAGCCGCAACGUCCCUAUUGCCAUCUUUCUCACCAUCGGCCUCGGUAUCACCACGGUCCUGGCCUGGACCAUCGCUCUCAUGUUCUCCAUCAAGGACGUUGACGCCAUCAUUGAGUCGACCGUUCCGAUCUUGGAGGUGUACAACCAGGCUCUCAACUCUAAGGUGGCCAGCACGAUUUGGAGCGUUUACUACAUCGUCCUCUUCUACGACAUUGUCCUCAACCUCUUCAUCUUUGCGGGUCGAACUAUCUGGUCACUUUCGCGAGACGGAGGUCUUCCGUUCUCCAGGUUCCUGUCGCAUCUCAACUGGGCAAGUCCUGUUCGUGCUGCAGCCGUAAUGCUCGUCUUGGAAAUUGUUGUCGGCAUCCUCUAUGUCGCAUCCACCACUGCGUACAGCAGCUUCAUCAACCUCACCCUCUUUACUCUCAACAUCACCGUCGCCCUACCCCAAGCGGCACUUCUCUUCCGGGGACGUGGCUGCCUCCCUGAGCGAGCCUUUUCGCUGGGUAAGUUUGGGUAUCCUAUCAACGCGAUUGCGACACUCUUCGUCAUCUUCUUCUCCAUCACCUUCUGCUUCCCGGCAUUCAUGCCUAUUACGUCGUCAUCUAUGAACUAUCUGAUCGUGGUUAUGGUGAUCGGCUUGGUAUUUACGGCUUGUCUCUGGUUUGGUGGGCUUCGGAAGACAUUCACUGGGCCUCAGGUUGCAAUUGAGGGAGGAGAUCAUGAAACUGCUCAAGGUGUCAGCUCGGAGCGUCCCAUGUAA